AUGCAAGUCUUUUUAGAAGAAAAUGAUGAGCAGGCUUCUACUAAUAUUGUCAACGAGAUUAUUGAGCACCUCAAACAGCUAAAAAAUUCUUUUGAGCAAUAUUUUCCUGCAGAUAGGGAAGUAUUGUUGAAAGACCAUGAAUGGGUACUGAAUCCAUUCUCAGUUUGUAUGAAACCUUCAAGCUUAUCUUCAAGUGAUUACGAAAGGUUGAUCAAUUUAACUUCUGACUUAACAUUAAAAUCUUCCUUCAACAGCAAUUCGUAUGCCGAAUUUUGGUUAAGUUUGAAAGACAAAAGUUAUGAAGGUUUAAGCGAGAAAGCGAAAACAUUAUUUUUACCCUUUGCCACUACUUACUUAUGCAAGUCAGGAUUUUCGUCAUACGCUGCAACUAAAACCAAAUACCGCAACCGCCUCAAUGUUGAACCUGACCUCCGACUCCAAUUAUCAAAAAUAAAACCUGACAUUGCAAAACUGUGCCAAAAUAAGCAGCCACAUAAAUCACAUUAA
Molecule: messenger RNA, 507 nt
Organism: Melanaphis sacchari
Lineage: Eukaryota; Metazoa; Arthropoda; Insecta; Hemiptera; Aphididae
Product: zinc finger BED domain-containing protein 5-like
Exons: 1
Coding region: 1-507 (168 amino acids)
Source: RefSeq, a predicted model, not a curated record